AUGUCUUUGCUGGCACAGCCACCCAUGGACGAGGCCGAGGACGAGUUGUUGGUGGACAACGGCGCUCCGCGCCGGACGGAUACCCGGGCUUGGAUUCUCCGCACCGCUGCCUUCGCCGUGCUGCUGCUUCUCGUGGGAAGCCUUGGAAGCCUCGUCUAUCAGCGGCCCCUCACCAUAAGGGGCUUGAGCAAGGCUGUGGGCUUGGCGGGUGAUGAUGGCAGCUUUGAUUGUGGUGAGAUGAGAUGCACGGCCGGCUCCAUUUGCUGUGGUGGGAACAAGUGCUGCAUGGCCGGCUCGAGCUGUUGCGGUGGCACGUGUCUUGCUGCUGGUGGGAUCUGCUGCCGGAACCGCACGGAUGCCCCUCUGCUCUGCACACCGGGGACCGACUGCUGUGGCAAGGGAACGGACACCGCACAGUGCUGUACAACCGGCUGUGCAGAUGGGCCCUUUGUCGCCUGCAAGCUCUGA
Molecule: messenger RNA, 468 nt
Organism: Symbiodinium natans
Lineage: Eukaryota; Dinophyceae; Suessiales; Symbiodiniaceae
Source: the annotation of a GenBank genome assembly